Molecule: messenger RNA, 1575 nt
Organism: Silurus meridionalis
Lineage: Eukaryota; Metazoa; Chordata; Actinopteri; Siluriformes; Siluridae
Gene: atp6v0ca
Product: ATPase H+ transporting V0 subunit ca
Exons: 3
Coding region: 194-580 (128 amino acids)
Biological process (GO): proton transmembrane transport
Cellular component (GO): proton-transporting V-type ATPase, V0 domain
Molecular function (GO): proton-transporting ATPase activity, rotational mechanism
Source: RefSeq, a predicted model, not a curated record
UGGAUCGCCAUUUUCUUCCUCUCCGCCGGUGAGUUGCUGUUCUGAGGUAUUCGUGACUUCGCUCCUGCACACUCCGCUUCUUCCGGGCCUUUGACAUUCUGAAAGGGUCACUCCUGAAAGCUCAAAACCCAGGACGUUGAAGCUCGCUUUUUUCGUUUUCUCUCCGGCUAGUUUGUGCACAGUGUCGUGAAGGAUGUCCUCCGAGAGUCCAGAGUAUUCCCCCUUCUUCGCAGUGAUGGGCGCCUCGGCAGCGAUGGUGUUCAGUGCACUUGGAGCUGCGUAUGGCACCGCCAAGAGCGGCACAGGCAUUGCUGCUAUGUCUGUGAUGAGACCGGAGCUGAUCAUGAAGUCCAUCAUCCCUGUGGUCAUGGCGGGUAUCAUUGCCAUCUAUGGUUUGGUGGUGGCCGUACUCAUUGCCAACAACAUUUCACAGAAUCUUGUUCUUUACAGGAGUUUUCUUUACCUGGGUGCUGGUCUGAGCGUGGGUCUGAGUGGCCUUGCUGCCGGCUUUGCCAUCGGGAUCGUAGGAGAUGCAGGAGUUCGAGGCACAGCCCAGCAGCCUCGCCUGUUGUUGGCAUGAUCCUUAUUCUGAUCUUUGCUGAGGUGUUGGGGCUCUAUGGGCUUAUUGUUGCCCUUAUCCUCUCCACCAAGUAAACAGCGUUAUUAAUAAUUAUAAUUCUACUGAUACAGAAACCCACCCACUACAAACACACACAAAAUACCAACUCUUACAUCCACUUAAUGAAACAGAAUUAAUUACAUCACAUGAACAGAAGAAAGAGGAGCGUGUUUGUGUGUGUGUAUGAAGGUGUGUGCGUGUGUGUUUGUGCUUGGUGGGCAAUUAAAUGUAUGAGGGAGCUUUCCGCUCUGUGUGUAUUAUAGUAGCCUGAUGUGCGUCUCAUUGUAAAUGCACUGUGUAGCUUGUGAUCUUGUCUUGUUGGUGUUUAGAUAGCUCCCCCUACCCUUAUCGCUACACUUGUUUGUUUGCGCUUUUAUUUUGUGUCUCCUCCCCCCCCUUCUUGUUUGAAGAACAAAUCAUCCGGGUUUUUUUUUUUUUUGGUUUUUUUCGCUAUUUUGGGACCAUUUGCUGACUAAUGCUAAUAUUGAGGACUUAACUGUAAAAAAAAAAAAAAAAAAAAAGAAAAAUUGCAUUUUUCACUGAUUAUUUAUGGAGAUUUUGAAAUGUUCAUGAAAUUGUUUAAUUGAAAGUCUUUAUUGAAAUCCCAGUGAUCUCUAUAUAUAAAUACAUGUAUCAGAAGUAUAUAUAUAUAUCUGUAUAGGUAGGUGAAUUGCACUGUGGGUAAUUUUGUGCUUGGAGUUCCUCUGGAUGUAAUCAUCGGUUACCAUGCAAAUUUUGUUGUCCGUAUCAAAAUUAUUGGUGUGGAAGUUUACAGAGCGUGCAGUCUGUGAGUGUAUGCACGCAUAUGUUUGUGUGAAUGUGGUUGUUUUAAUUCUGAGGUGACAUUCUUUGAACAACGUGUAGCGUUACACCUGUAGCUACUGUUUCUGAUUGCAUUGAUGGGCACACACCAGCCCGGCCCAUCCUGUUUCCAAAUAAAACUUCCUCAACUUCCA